This is a messenger RNA of Drosophila simulans, 1452 nucleotides long. RefSeq lists its product as uncharacterized. Bases 40 to 981 code for a protein of 313 amino acids. Lineage: Eukaryota; Metazoa; Arthropoda; Insecta; Diptera; Drosophilidae. The transcript has 2 exons. The record is from RefSeq and is a predicted model, not a curated record.
UUUAAGUGGAUUCCAUGAGAGCCGGGGCCCUCAGUCGAAAUGGCAGCCGACGGCAGUUGGCCUAUACUACUCUUGUUGGUCUCAACACAGGCCAUUAUUCACGCAGAGAAUCUGAGUGAAUCCACGCCCGGCCCCGAUGAGGAGUACAAUGUGAGCACAACUCCGGGUGCGCCGCUGGAAGAGACCACCAAUCGCUUGGCUGCUCGCGUUGAGCCAUACGAUAAGGGCGAUCGGGAGCAGUACGAUGUGAUCGAUGUGGCCACUGCCACGGGCACGGUGAUGGGCAAGCCCAGGAGUGGCCAGACCACGAGGAUCUACACCACCGGCGAAGUGGACGAGAGCUUUUGGCUGAAGCAUCUGGGCGAUGACUUCAAACAUGCCAUCCAUCUGCAGGUGGGCGGCACCAACGAAGAGUACAAUCGCCUGAUCAAUCGGACCCAGAACGGUGUCCACGAGGAGGUGCAUCACGAGUAUUUACCGGGGGCCGAACGACCUGGCAGUGGAGUUCAACCUCCAUCUCCUCUACCUGCGCCGUACCAAUCGCGUCCAACUUAUCGUCAGGGCUUCGACAAUCGAGCCAUGGCCAUGAAACAGCAGUAUCUCAUCCAUCAGCAGACCCAGCAGUCGCAUCCUGCCCAGCAACGCUAUAACUAUGCCCAACAGCACGCACAACACUAUGCACCACCACCACAACCACAAUACCCACAGCACACACCACACAGAAACACGUAUGCAAAGCCUCAGAAUUAUGGGCAGCAGAAUUACAAGCCGCAGAGUUAUAUCAUCAACUCUAGCGAGGAUCAGCUGCACGCCGAGCAAUCGAAUCCCUCGCCGGUGAAAUCAGCUGGAGAGGAUCGGCAGCAUAACGAGGAGGAGUUGGACUCCUUUGGCGGUCAGCUCAACUUCAAGUCACCCUUCAAUGACUACGGCAGUCGACCCGCGCGAGAUCUCACCUAUCUUCUCUAUAAGCGGGGUCUCUAGAAGCUAAAUCCACGUCCACGUCAAACCAAAGACUUGCGGUCUCCAGUCCAUUGAGUUCUAUAAAUGCGACUGAGCCACACACACCACACACCACACAUACACACACGACAACACAUCACACACAACAUGAACUACACUGAGAUUAAGAAAAUUAUUAAAAAAAAUAAUAAAAUUAAUAAAAAAAUAUAUAUAUAUAUAUAAAAAAUUGUUAUUGUUUGGAUUGAAAUAAGAAAACAUUUUCAGUGACUCAUAUAAUACACUACUCUACAAGUUUAAAUUGAAUCAACAAUUUACUUUUCAUGGCUUAGGUUUUAAGUAACAAUGUUUAUAAGCUUUAAAUAAGUUUUAGGUAAAACAAAUGUUUUAAAUAUAAGAUACUGUAUUUCACAUUGAGACGAAACAAUCCACCGAAAAUGAUAGCAUAUAAGAAUAUUGCCAUUUAUUUUUUAAAAUAAAGAUGCCUUUAAAGAG